AUGUCCCAAAGUAAAAUAUCCGAAGGGGAGGCGGAUUUAUACCUUGACCAAUACAACUUCACCACUACAGCGGCCAUUGUUGGUUCAGUUGAUAGAAAAAUAUUCGUUUUGCUUCGCGAUGGUAGGAUGCUAUUUGGAGUUUUAAGAACUUUUGAUCAAUAUGCGAAUUUGAUUUUGCAACACAGUGUUGAAAGGAUAUACGUUACUGAGGAGAACCAAUAUGCUGAGUGCGACCGUGGUGUGUUCAUGGUACGUGGAGAGAAUGUCGUUAUGCUUGGAGAAGUUGAUAUUGAUAAAGAAGAUAAACCUUUGGAAGCUAUGACCAAAAUUCCAUUUGAGAGGGCUGAAAAGUACAGGGAAAAACAAAAUGAGGCUAGAUUCAAAAUCGAGACCCAGAAAACAGAGGAAUUGGCUAAAUUUGGUUUAAUACAUGAUUUUCACAAGUCAGAUCUGUAUUGA
Molecule: messenger RNA, 459 nt
Organism: Eremothecium sinecaudum
Lineage: Eukaryota; Fungi; Ascomycota; Saccharomycetes; Saccharomycetales; Saccharomycetaceae
Gene: LSM1
Product: Lsm1p
Exons: 1
Coding region: 1-459 (152 amino acids)
Biological process (GO): deadenylation-dependent decapping of nuclear-transcribed mRNA
Cellular component (GO): Lsm1-7-Pat1 complex; P-body
Molecular function (GO): RNA cap binding
Source: RefSeq, a predicted model, not a curated record